Molecule: messenger RNA, 783 nt
Organism: Elaeis guineensis (African oil palm)
Lineage: Eukaryota; Viridiplantae; Streptophyta; Magnoliopsida; Arecales; Arecaceae
Product: pathogenesis-related protein PRB1-3
Cellular component (GO): extracellular region
Source: RefSeq, a predicted model, not a curated record
UAAAUCCCCCCUUCCCCAGGCUCUCUCCAAUCCAAAAAAAAAAAGGCAACAAGAAGAUCUAGUGUAUCGUGAGAGUAGUGAAACCAUGAAGUUCUCAAACCUAACAUUCGCUUUGGCCUGCGCCAUGUUCUUGGCCAUGGCUCACACCACCAUCGCCCAAAACUCCCCACAAGACUUUGUGAGCGCCCACAACGCAGCCCGGGCGGCCGUCGGCGUCGGCCCGGUGUCGUGGGACAACACCGUGGCAGCCUACGCCCAGAACUACGCCAACCAGCGAAUCGGCGACUGCCAGCUCGUCCACUCCGGCGGACCGUACGGUGAGAACCUCUUCUGGGGAUCAGGUAGGGAGUACACCGCAGCGGAUGCUGUGAACUUGUGGGUGAGUGAGAAGCAGUGGUACGACUACAGCACCAACACUUGCGCCGCCGGGAAGGUGUGCGGUCACUACACCCAGGUGGUGUGGCGAGACUCCACCCACAUCGGCUGCGCUCGGGUGAAAUGCAACAGUGGCGCCAUCUUUAUUAUCUGCAACUACAAACCUCCGGGCAAUAUCGUGGGGCAGCGCCCAUAUUAGUUAUAAGCCGGGCUCUUCUCAUGGUAGGGAGAGUAUCUGUACUAUUAUUAGUAUGGUUUACAAAAUAAGACCUGGGAUAAUAUUUCCUUUGCAUGAAGCCGUCUGGGUUUUGAAAACCUGGACAUGAUCCUUGUUCUCAAUAAAAAGAAAAGGUUUUGGUGAUUCUGGGGAAAUAAAAAUUCACAAGCAGACGCAGUAGUUUUAUAUUU